UUAGACAUGUCCCCAAAUGGCUUCCGUAUCGUGUUUGUUAGGAAAAAGCCGACUCAACGUGUUAUUUGUUUUUAGCUGGCUUGCUAGUUAGCUUGAGUUUCGUCCAGGGCUUUCUCGGAAAUAUCGUUCGAACAAUGGCUUCCGUUGAUACGGACGAAGUACCAGAUCCUGGUGGAACCCAAGAGGAACCAUCAAUUCUUCGCUGUAAAAAGUGCAGAAGAUGUGCUGUAGACUCAUCAUGUCUACUUGCGGCCUCAGAAGACCACAUGGCUAAAUGCACAGUGUGGCAUGUGAAUGUUGAUGCAUUGCCUGAUUGGAUUUUGUCAGUUAUUAAUCAGGUUCACUGGACGACAGGAAAACUGAACUGCCAGCACUGUGGAGCACGUCUCGGCGGUUUCAACUUUCUAAACUGUUCACGCUGCCCCUUUGGAGAAGACACAACCGUGCACCUCAAUAAAAGCCGUGUUGAUCAGGUUGUAAAGCAUCUGGUCUACUUGAGUAGACCAGGUACAGCUAGAGUACAGACAGGGCUUCAGGUUAAGCACAAAGUUUCAGAAGGUCAAGUAGAUAAAACCCCGAGCUGUGAGCUACAUCAAGUCACUCAUGUUGUAGGUCUAGAACCCGAACCCCAGAUAAGACAAACACAAGCAACUCAUUUCUAUAGUGAGCAGCCCGUCAUCUCUCUAUGCAGUCGUCCUAUUCCUUUGCCUCCCAUUUGUCCUGUACAUGAGGAAGUGAAUGAGGCAGCAGCUCAGGAUACCGACAGCCACACAUGGAUGUCAGCAACAGAGCUAUCGGAUCCUCUGCAAGACCAGGACAAUCAUACCGAUUCCUUUAGAUUGCCUACUCAAGACAUCAGACAAGUGAAUAUCAGUGAUGGUGUUACAGAGGAUACACAGGAUCAUAUUCGCUUCACCACUGUGCAGAUGUUGACCAAAAGGGAGAAGAAUCACUUAAAGAGCCUGAGGAGAAAGCAGAGGAAAAAAGAUCGCUGGAUUCAGAGGCAGCUUGAAGAGAAGAGGGUGAAUCUGCUAAGCAGUGAUGAUGAGGAGAAGGAAGGCAUGCUGUGUGCUGUUUGUCUGGACGUAUACUACAAGCCGUACAUGUGUCAACCCUGCAGUCAUGUGUUCUGUGAGCCCUGCCUGAGGACGCUGGCAAAGAGCCGGGCUAGCAGCACACCAUGUCCCCUCUGCAGAACUCUCAUCUCGCAUGUGAUCUUCCAGGAAGGGCUUCACCAACACACUAAGACCCACUUCCAAAAAGAAUACCGGUUGAGAGACGAGACUUUCCAGAAGACCAACUAUUCUAAAUGGCCCCUGCCCAGCUGCACGAAGCAUUUUCGCAUUUUAUGGGGACUACACAGACCCUCAGCUGAUCAGUUGCAGUUCCCUCUCAGAGCACUGGGACUGAACAGAUUGGGAGUGGACGUUAUUAGGGGCUGGACGUUUUACUCUGAUAUGAUCACCUCUUUGAACUGGGUGCUUCCCUCCUUUAUCAUCUUGUGUGGCCUUUUCUACAUCCUCCUCUGGUGAUAUGAUGAGAACUCGAGCAUGCCAGAGAUGUAUAAAGCAAAGUUGUGGAUACAUAUGAUAACUGUACACAUUAUGUACAGUUUUUAGAGUAAAAAAAAAAAGUAUUUAUUUUUAAUGAUAGAUAUUUAUAUAUAUUUUCCAGGUCAUUUUGAGCAGAGAGAAACAAAAAUGAUAAUAAAAGUGUUAAUAAAGAAAAAAAAAUACACUCUUCAAUCUUACCUUUUAUUUGCACAUCCAGUUCCCAAUUCGGCAAUUUCCCAGCAUGGGAAGUGACCUUGGAGUUUAUAUUACCUAUAUGAAGAUAGGAUGGCAUGUAUUUGAUGGCAUGUAAUUUUGCAUUGCAUUUGACCAUUUAUUGUAUUUAAGUUUGUCCAUUCAUUUUCAGUAACUGAUUUUUUUCUGAUCAGGGUCAUGGUGAAUCCAGAGCCUGUCCCACAAAACUGUAUGCAAGGUGAAUCAAUUUGUGUAAAUCAACAUUUGUAUUGUAUUUUGCAGAUGGCAAGUUGACAACCAUGUUAAAAAAAAAUCAACAUAAAAUAU
Molecule: messenger RNA, 2072 nt
Organism: Silurus meridionalis
Lineage: Eukaryota; Metazoa; Chordata; Actinopteri; Siluriformes; Siluridae
Gene: rnf180b
Product: ring finger protein 180b
Exons: 7
Coding region: 135-1532 (465 amino acids)
Biological process (GO): protein polyubiquitination; norepinephrine metabolic process; serotonin metabolic process
Cellular component (GO): endoplasmic reticulum membrane
Molecular function (GO): ubiquitin conjugating enzyme binding; ubiquitin protein ligase activity
Source: RefSeq, a predicted model, not a curated record